AUGAGGAUGGAAUCUUUGCCGCAUGAUGUCGUAGAGCUCAUCCUAGAGAGACUUCCCGUGAAAUCUCUGCUGAGAUUUAAGGCUGUGUCGAAGGAAUGGAGAUCAACGAUCGAAUCCUCUUUCUUCCAAGAGAGACAAUUAGUACAACGUAAGCAAUCAGGAGAUCCAGAUGUCCUCAUGGUGCCCAAAACUCCUUUCCAUGCUGUUGGUCCGGACCUCAUGGAACCUCUAAUAACACUGGUAUUGGGCUCAUCAGCAUCCGUCAAGAUCCCUAGUCCUUUGGAGAAAACACAUUAUUUGGUUUGCAAGAACACCUGCGACGGUCUCGUUUGUGUCUACCAAACAUGCGAACCCUGUCUUGUCUUCAAUCCCACCACUAGAUGGCAUCGGACUCUUCCUCUCUACGAGUUACAAAAAUACGUAAUCGGCUUAGGUAAAGAGUGGUACUUCAAGCUUAGUCCCUCCUUCUUUAACCUCGGAUUCGGUAAGGACAAACUCACUGGCACGUACAAGCCCGUUUGUUUAUACAACUCGAAAGAGAUCGGCCGACAAAACGCUACUACGUGCGAGGUUUUCGACUUUUGCACCAACUCCUGGAGGUACGUCACACCCGCUGCUCCUUAUAGGAUUAACAAUCACUCCAAUCCUGUGUAUGUAGAUGGGUCGCUUCAUUGGCUCACCGAAUGCAAAGAAACCAAUGUGUUAUCUUUCGAUCUUCACAAGGAAUCUUUUCAAGUCGUCUCUAAAGCCCCCUUUGCGGAUUUACUUCCUUACGAGAUGGUCUUGUGCAAUCUUGACGAACGCUUGUGCGUAUCCGCGUUAAAGUGGCCGGAACAAGUGAUAUGGUCGUUCAGUUCAGGCAACAAGUCAUGGGAACAAAUGUAUUCCCUCGAUCUUGAUUAUACUUAUCGUUGCCAUGAUAUCCCAACACGACUCUUCGCCCCACAUAUAUACGCGCUCAUGCCACUAGCACUCUUGCAUGGGGAGAAGGAAAAGAAGAAGAAGCUGCUGUUUUAUGAUGACGUGUUAAGUCGAAAAUUGGUGAUAUAUGAUCCUGAAACAAAAUCGUGUGAUGCUGCUUACUCGGCUGAAGUAAUCGGCUAUACUGUUUGUUAUUUUCAGAGUUUGUUUUCUAUUUAA
This is a messenger RNA of Microthlaspi erraticum, 1140 nucleotides long. The record is from the annotation of a GenBank genome assembly. NCBI's taxonomy places the organism in Eukaryota, Viridiplantae, Streptophyta, Magnoliopsida, Brassicales, Brassicaceae.